AUAAAUAAAAAAUCCCAAAAUCCUGAGUUAGUUACCUCUCUAAACGGUUAUCGGUGUCCGAUCCAAUAUUUUGAUAACCUAUUCAACGGAAAUCAAAUCAUUUAUUUUGUCUGAGUGUCAGAUCUGCUGGACAUUUUGGUCCGAUCUCUCUCCCUGAUUUCGUUUAUUUUCAGAAUUUCAGGUGACAGAGCUUGAUUAAAAACAAACAGCCUCUAUGGGAACAGAGGAGAUUAAUAAUGUCUUCAAUGUGGACAAUUGGCUGUCACAAUUGACAUAUGAGCAAUGGGCAGCCAUACCAGUUACUGAUGCACGGCCAUCAGCUCGUUAUAAGCAUGCUGCAGCAGUAGCUGAUGAGAAACUCUAUGUCUUUGGUGGAAGUCGCAAUGGCCGGUACUUAUCUGAUGUUCAGGUCUUUGAUCUUAGAAGUUCCACAUGGUCUAAUCUAAAACUAAAAUCCAAUCUCCAAGCUGACAAAGCUGAAGAAAAUGGUCUGCACGAAGUUCUUCCAGCUACAUCAGAUCAUAGUAUGGUUAAGUGGGGAAAUAAACUUCUAGUCCUUGGUGGGCACUCCAAGAAUUCUUCAGAUACUAUGAUAGUGAGAUUUAUAGAUCUAGAAUCAUAUCAUUGUGGUGUCAUGGAGACAUCAGGAAAAGCUCCGGUUGCACGAGGGGGGCAUUCUGCUACUUUGGUUGGUUCCAGGCUGAUUAUUUUUGGUGGAGAAGAUAGCAGCAGGAGAUUGCUUAAUGACCUCUAUAUUCUUGAUCUAGAAACGAUGACUUGGGAAGUGAUUGAGACAACGCAGACAUCUCCAGCUCCCAGAUUUGAUCACUCAGCUACAGUACACACUGAACGCUAUCUCAUGAUAUUUGGUGGAUGUUCUCAUUCUAUAUUUUUCAAUGACCUUCAUGUACUCGACUUGCUGACUAUGGAGUGGUCCCGACCGGAUAUUCAAGGUGAUUUGGUGACCCCUAGAGCUGGUCAUGCAGGUGUGGCCAUUAAUGAGAACUGGUAUAUUGUUGGUGGUGGAGAUAACAAAAACGGUUGCCCAGAAACCCUAGUGUUGAAUAUGUCUAAGCUUGCAUGGUCAACAGUCACAAGUGUGAAGGGAAGGGAUCCUCUUGCUAGCGAGGGGCUCAGUGUUUGCUCAAUAGUAAUUGAUGGAGAGAAGCAUUUGGUUGCCUUUGGAGGCUAUAAUGGGAAAUAUAAUAAUGAGGUGUUCAUCAUGAGACUUAAACCUAAAGACAUGCUCCGCCCGAAGAUUUUUCAAUCACCAGCAGCAGCUGCAGCAGCUGCCUCUGUUACUGCUGCAUAUGCCUUGGCCAAAUCUGAAAAGCUGGAUUUAUCAAACAUCAAUUUUAACUCAAAAGGAGUUGAAAGCUAUCCUUCUGAACAAGAUGUAAAAAGUGAAAUUGAUGCAAUUAAAGAAGAGAAAAACGUAUUGGAACUGUCACUUGCAGAAGCCAGAGCAGAAAAUUCUCGGGUGAGGGAAAAGAUUGAUGAAGUUAACAGCACUCAUGCAGAAUUGUCUAAGGAACUUCAUUCUGUCCAAGGUCAACUAGUAGCUGAGAGAUCAAGGUGCUUUAAAUUGGAGGCACAAAUUGCUGAACUACAAAAGAUGCUAGAAUCACUGGAAACCAUAGAGAAUGAAGUACAGCUACUUAGACGACAGAAGGCUGCACUGGAGCAGGAGAUGGAGCUUAAUGCAGCUGCACCGAGACAAGGUUCAGGAGGUGUCUGGCGUUGGAUGGCUGGGUAAUUUAACAAGCUAUAAAAGCCAUAAGUUGAUGCCUCAGAAUUGUGCAAAAGCUUAAGCAGAUAUGCCUCUUUGGAGCUACCGGUGAAGUAUUAUGUUUAUCAAUGGCGUAGACAACAGCCAUGCACUCAAUGAAGGAUUCUGGUUUGUGAGUAUGCGAGUAAGUGGCCAUCACACAAUUCUUUGUUUUUAUAGUUUGAGUAUACACAAAAUGAGUUUGCAGUGGUAAGAAAUUAGUACUCAAUAGCACACUGUCUUUUUUCUCCGCUAAAUUUGAAUAUUUCCUUCUUCUUUUUUUCAUUCCGCCACCUCCAAAGGUUUUGUUCUCAUGCCAGCUUGUUAACUUAUGUUAAAUUCAUUUAUUGUUGUACAAGUGAAUCACAAUUUGUUGAAGUGCAUUCUGGAUUUCAUUGAAAAAUUAUAUGUUAUUUUGCAA
Molecule: messenger RNA, 2189 nt
Organism: Mercurialis annua (annual mercury)
Lineage: Eukaryota; Viridiplantae; Streptophyta; Magnoliopsida; Malpighiales; Euphorbiaceae
Product: acyl-CoA-binding domain-containing protein 4
Exons: 14
Coding region: 215-1756 (513 amino acids)
Molecular function (GO): protein binding
Source: RefSeq, a predicted model, not a curated record